GACUGCAGCCACUCUCAUCAUAUAACGACAUGCCAACCAAAUCCAUAAAUAAUAAUCUCUAUCUGUCUUCUCCACGCGUUUCUCAUGUAUGCUUCAAAAUAAACCCAACCCAGAAUUCAUACAACUCCCAAUCUUCCAGGGACCACAAAAACCCUAAAUGCUCGCUAUGCUUUCUUGUUAAAAUCUUGGGUUUUCUUUUGUUUCUGUGUUCGUUUUACCAUAAUCAAAUGGCUUCUAAGCCAGUUCCAAAAAUUUUAAUCAUCUUCACGUUGACCUGUACACUAACAAGCACAUAUUCUCUUCCUUUUGUCGUCUUUCAUGGGCUUUCAGAAAAAUGCAGUACUAGAGGAGUCAAACGUUUGAUCAAGCUUCUAAGCAAGUCUUCAGGUUCUGAAGGAUAUUGCAUAGAAAUUGGAAAUGGAAUAUGGGAUUCUUGGUUUAUGCCCCUACUGGAACAGACUACAAUUGCUUGUGAGAAGGUGGUAAAGCUGUCUGUUAGUUCCUUCUUCAACUUACAGGUGAAGGAAAUGGAUAAACUUAGUGAAGGUUACAACAUAGUUGGACUUUCUCAGGGAAAUAUGGUUGGCCGAGGGGUUGUUGAGUUUUGUGAUGGAGGACCUCCAGUGAAGAAUUUCAUAUCACUAGCAGGUCCUCAUGCUGGGACAGCUUCUAUUCCAUUUUGUGGAUCUGGCUUAAUUUGCAUUCUCGAGGACUGUUUAGUCAAGUUAGAGAUUUACAGAAGCUCUUUCCAGGAAAACUUGGCACCUGCUAGUUAUAUCAAAAUCCCAACUGAAAUUGAUGACUAUCUACAAGGAUGUAGCUUUCUUCCAAAGCUUAAUAAUGAACGUGUAAAUGAUAGAAACUCCACCUACAAAAAACGGUUUGCUAGCCUGCAGAAUUUGGUUCUUAUCAUGUUUGAGCACGACAGAGUUUUGGUGCCGAAAGAAACCUCGUUGUUUGGGUAUUUUCCAGAUGGAUCCUGGAGCACAGUUUUGCCUGCUCAAGAGACAAAGCUCUAUACAGAAGAUUGGAUCGGUUUGAAAACCUUGGAUGAAGCUGGGAAGGUGAAAUUCAUAAACAUGUCGGGGGGCCAUCUUCACAUCUCUACAAGUGACGCGAAGAAAUAUAUCGUUCCUUACUUGGAGGAUGAAGUAUCCAUACAACUGACUAUAACUAACCCAUAUUACAUAUGGUUGUCAUCAAUCUGGGAUUUCAUGAAGGAAUCAGUUGGACUCGCAGCGGAUAGACUUCUUCUCCACACUCUGAUUUAGUGCGAGUGCCUUCAUCUCCGCGUGAGCCGAUAACGUCACAAAAUUAAAUAAAUAAAUAAAAUAAAAUAAUAAUAAUAAUAAAAGAUUUGAAUAGGCUUAUUCUUUAUGUUACUUCAUUUUUGUACCAUCUUUUUUGAUGGAAUUAAUUUUAUAAUAGAAUGUAACUUUUUAUGUAUCUGAGGAACAUUGUAUGCCUUUGGUUGGAGCAAUUCUCAGAUUCAACUGCUUGGGAGGGCAUUCAAGUGCUAGUAUGAGAUCUCAAGUUUGAGUUUACAGAUAGAUAUCAGCGUGUUGUAAUUUUAACUACUAUUAGGGCUAAUUUGGCCUUAAUUUACAUUAUGAUUAAAAGGUUAAUA
Molecule: messenger RNA, 1627 nt
Organism: Camellia sinensis
Lineage: Eukaryota; Viridiplantae; Streptophyta; Magnoliopsida; Ericales; Theaceae
Cellular component (GO): intracellular membrane-bounded organelle
Molecular function (GO): thiolester hydrolase activity
Source: RefSeq, a predicted model, not a curated record